GUGCUUUCAUCUUCACGUGCUCACCUUCUUCAUACAUAGUUUCAAUUAGAUGGAAGACGUGAGAACCAAUAACCUUCGACAGUUCCUCUUCUAUAUAAUCAGUGCUUAAACCCCUUCACUGAGACACCUACCAUCCUCAUAUAGAAGUCCCUGCGUCUGCCUAGCUACCUAUUCCAAAUCCAGUCACUUCUCACAAAAGAAACCAAACUUAGCUUCCAUCAACUACUUAGACAAAUUAAGCAAAGAAGGAGAAGAACUUAAGCCAUGGCCACCCCCCAACCCAUCGUCUCAAACAAGACUGCUUGUGUGAUCGGCGGCACCGGCUUCGUGGCGUCUCAGCUGAUCAAGCUCUUGCUAGAGAAGGGCUAUGUCGUCAAAACCACUGCUAGAGACCCUGAUAAUCUGAAGAAGAUCUCCCACCUCACAGCACUACAAGAGUUGGGAAAGCUGACGAUUUUUCGUGGUGAUUUAACCGAUGAAGGGAGCUUCGAUGCUGCUAUAGCAGGUUCUGAUCUUGUUUUCCAUGUUGCCACACCAGUCGACUUUGGCUCACCGGACCCGGAGAAUGACAUGAUCAAGCCAGGAGUCCAAGGAGUACUAAAUGUUCUGAAAUCAUGUGUGAAAGCAAAAACAGUUAAGCGAGUUGUUUUAACAUCAUCAGCAGCUGCAGUAACUGUCAAUACUCUUAGUGGCACAGGCUUGAUUGCGGACGAAAAUGAUUGGUCUGAUGUUGAGUUCUUGACCACUGCCAAGCCACCUACUUGGGGGUAUCCUGUUUCCAAGGUACUAGCUGAGAAGACAGCUUGGAAAUUUGCAGAAGAAAACAACAUUGAUCUCAUCACUGUGAUCCCUUCUCUCAUGGCUGGUGCUUCUCUCACUUCAGACAUCCCCAGCAGUAUAGGCCUCGCCACAUCUUUAAUUACAGGAAAUGAAUUCCUUAUAAAUGGCUUGAAAGGCAUGCAAAUGCUAUCAGGUUCCAUAUCCAUUACACAUGUGGAGGAUGUCUGCCAAGCUCAUAUCUUUUUGGCAGAGAAAGAAUCUGCUUCCGGUCGGUACAUAUGCUGUGCUGAAAAUAGCAGUGUUCCCGAGGUUGCAAAGUUCCUCAGCAAAAGAUAUCCCGGCUACAAAGUCCCGACUGAGUUUGGAGAUUUUCCAUCCAAGGCCAAGACCAUACUCUCUUCAGAAAAGCUUAAGAAGGAGGGGUUCACUUUCAAGUAUGGGAUUGAAGACAUUUAUGACCAAACUGUGGAGUACUUGAAAGUUAAGGGGGUGCUGCAGAGCUAGAACUAGAGACUGGUGGUCUCAGUUCUUUAAAUAUGAUCCUGUUUACAUGGAUCAUAUAUGUAUGCUUUUAUCUAGCUAUGCUCUUGCUUUUCUACUACUGCUACUAGUAGAUAGGGCAUCAUAACAUGCCGAGUACACUCCUACUAGAUAUAGCAUCAUAACAUGCCGAGUACUUCAGCAUGGUGUAUCUGAAUUUUCCUAGUUGAUAAUAAAAUGCAACAUCAACAACAAUCGAACAACA
Messenger RNA from Rosa chinensis, 1525 nucleotides. RefSeq names its product anthocyanidin reductase ((2S)-flavan-3-ol-forming). Gene Ontology annotation, molecular function: anthocyanidin reductase activity; oxidoreductase activity, acting on the CH-OH group of donors, NAD or NADP as acceptor. NCBI's taxonomy places the organism in Eukaryota, Viridiplantae, Streptophyta, Magnoliopsida, Rosales, Rosaceae. The transcript has 6 exons. The record is from RefSeq and is a predicted model, not a curated record. The coding region runs from base 265 to 1284 and encodes 339 amino acids.